UUGGACUGUAUUGGGCCUUUGCACGGAAGGCAGUUGGCCAGAAGAUGGCGCCAGAGAACUUUUGUACAGGAUGAACCUACAGCCUGCUUGGCCUUUAAAGGAAAAGUGCACUUUUGGGCGGAAUCUACAAUCCUUAUGCUGGGGUCAGCAGGACAGUGACCCAGUUUCUUGGGCCAAUCGUAGCACUCCAAAAAAGUCUCCUGAGCCAAUGGGGAGCAUGGCGCCGCCCACCUGCGAGCAUACUAAUAGGACGCUGCAUAAGAAGCCCAAAGGGGGUGCAGCACUCGCUCAGUGUGGAGAGUCCCAACAGACAAGCUUCAUCAUGGUCGACGCCUUCUGUGCCACUUGGAAGCUGGUGGACAGCGACAACUUUGACGAGUAUAUGAAAGCUCUGGGCGUGGGCUUUGCCACCCGGCAGGUGGGCAACGUUACCAAGCCUACUGUCAUCAUCAGCCAGGAAGGCGACAAGGUGGCAAUCCGCACUCAGAGCACCUUCAAGAACACCGAGAUCACCUUCAAGCUGGGCGAGGAGUUUGACGAGACCACCGCCGACGACAGGAACUGCAAAUCCACAGUCAGCAUGGACGGAGACAAGCUCGUCCACGUCCAGAAGUGGGAUGGCAAGGAGACCAAAUUCGUGAGGGAAAUCAAGGAUGGCAAGAUGGUCAUGAACUUGACCUUCCAGGACAUCCACGCCGUGCGCACCUACGAGAAAGCAUAGACAGCUCACACACAUACACACAGACACACACACACACACACACACACACACACACCAUUCUGUCUACGGACAGGAAGUGUUGACUAUUUGGUUGUAUUCUGUUCUGCUUGUCAUUGCACUUCCUCAUCCUCUUCAUUCUGGAGGCUGCACUUGUGUAUGUGUGUGUUUGUGUGUAUGUUUUUUUUUUUAAGUAAUUUCUUUUUUAUAUGAAAAAAUGUUGAAUCGAUUCUCAUGCAACGUUAAAUAAAUAAACACAGAGGGAGAA
This is a messenger RNA of Doryrhamphus excisus (bluestripe pipefish), 986 nucleotides long. RefSeq names its product fatty acid binding protein 7, brain, b (gene fabp7b). The record is from RefSeq and is a predicted model, not a curated record. NCBI's taxonomy places the organism in Eukaryota, Metazoa, Chordata, Actinopteri, Syngnathiformes, Syngnathidae. Gene Ontology annotation, molecular function: lipid binding.